AAUCAAAUUCCAAACAGAUGUGGAAAGGUUCAAAUGAGAGCGAAUAUUCUAUGACUUCCUUUUUGGAACUUGAGAAUUAACAUUUAGUAAGAUGUGCAUGGUGCCGGAAAACAACCCAAACAAACAUGCUAGUUUUCAAAAAGGAUUUUCAGGGAAAUGUUAAAACUGUGCAGAAUGAAAUUCAUUUGCUUAGCCAUGACUACCAAAGAUUAUCCAUCAUUGUGGGGUUUUGGAACAACAAAAACAUUUAAAAUUCCCGUUGAACAUUUGGAUUUCAAGUAUAUUGAAAAAUGUUCAGAUGUUAAACACUUGGAAAAAAUUCUUUGUGUGCUCAGGUCUGGUGAGGAAGGAUAUUAUCCUGAACUUACGGAAUUUUGUGAAAAGCGCCUUAAAGGCUUGGCUCCUGAAAGUAGAGCUUUGAGGAAAGAUAAGCCUGCAGCAACAGCAUCCAGCUUUACAGCAGAAGAAUGGGAAAAAAUUGACGGUGAUAUAAAGAGUUGGGUAUCAGAAAUUAAAAAUGAAGAAAAUAAAAUAUACUUUCAUGAAACUGAAACAUUUCCAGUGGUGGAAGAUAAUUUGCCUCCAGUUCGUGGUUCAAACAGCCGUCUUCAUGUUAGUAAGGAAAAAUAUUCUAAUAGUAGACCAACUAAAAAGAAAAUCCCAAGGGAUUAUGCAGAAUGGGAUAAAUUUGACGUGGAAAAAGAAUGUUCAAAAAUUGACGAAGAUUACAAAGAAAAAGCCGUAAUAAACAACAAGUCACAUUUGUCUAAAAUUGAGACAAGAAUAGACACAGCAGGUCUAACUGAGAAAGAAAAGACUUCCCUUGCUACUCGUGAAAAGGAAAAAGGAAAUGAAGCUUUCAAGUCAGGAGAUUAUGAGGAGGCUGUGAUGUAUUAUACUAGGAGUAUAUCAGUGCUUCCCAAUGUAGUGGCCUAUAACAAUCGCGCUCAAGCAGAACUCAAGCUACAGAACUGGAACAGUGCUUUUCAGGAUUGUGAAAAGGUGUUGGAGUUAGAACCUGGAAACUUAAAGGCUCUUCUGCGCCGUGCCACUACAUAUAAACAUCAAAACAAGCUCCAGGAAGCUAUAGAAGAUUUGAAUAAAGUACUGAAUGUUGAACCCGAUAAUGAGUUGGCCAAAAAGACCUUGUUGGAGGUUGAAAGAGAUCUGAAAAAUUCUAAACCUGCACCUAAGACUGAAACCAAAGGGAAGAGAAUGGUAAUCCAGGAAGUAGAAAACUCAGAGGAUGAAGGUGGAAAGGACAGCAGAAGAAAACAUGAAGACAACAGUGGAGAUAAGAAGGGCGCGGAGCCGGCGGGAGCCAGGGGCGCCGCGGAGCCGUGCGCCAUGGGCAACAUCCAGAAGAAGCUGACCGGCAAGAGCGAGGGUGGCAAGCGGUCGGAGAGGGGCGCGCCGCGGCGGGGUCGGUCGCCAGGGGCCGGCGCGGACAAGCGGGGCCGACCGCGUGCUUCGGCGGCGGCGGCGGAGGGCGGCGCCAGCCGGCACCCUGGCGGCGGGCGGGGCGCGGGAGACCCCACCGCCGCGCCCCCGUCCCCCGCCGCCCCUCUCGGCCCCGCCGGCCUGAAGAGCCAGGGCAACGAGCUGUUCAGAAGCGGGCAGUUCCCCGAGGCGACCCUCAAGUACUCGGCGGCGAUCGCGCAGCUGGAGCCUGCAGGAAGUGGAAGCGCAGAUGAUCUAAGUAUCUUAUAUUCAAAUAGAGCAGCGUGUUACCUAAAAGAAGGAAACUGCAGCGGCUGCAUUCAAGAUUGUACCAGGGCUCUGGAACUUCAUCCAUUCUCCAUCAAACCUCUUCUUCGACGAGCAAUGGCCUAUGAAACUUUAGAGCAGUAUCAGAAAGCUUAUGUGGAUUAUAAAACGGUGUUGCAAAUGGACUGCACAAUCCAGCUAGCGAAUGACAGUAUUAACAGGAUAACAAGAAUUUUAAUGAAUCUGGAUGGACCAAGCUGGCGGGAGAAGCUGUCACCCAUUCCUGCUGUGCCCACUUCCACACAUUUACGAGCUUGGCAGCCUGCCACAGAGACACCCCCAGACCAAGUGGGAGACUCCUGUAGCCAUUCCCAGCCUGGCAUCACAGAUGAAAAAAUGUUUAAAACCCUUAAAGAAGAAGGAAAUCAAUGUGUAAAGGACAAAAACUAUAAAGAUGCCCUUAGUAAAUACAUUGAAUGCUUAAAGAUUAACAACAAGGAAUGUGCCAUUUAUACAAACAGAGCUCUGUGUUACUUGAAGCUGUGCCAAUUUGAAGAGGCAAAGCAGGAUUGUGAUCGGGCACUUGAGAUAGAUAACAGGAAUGUAAAAGCGUGCUACAGACGAGCUCUGGCUCAUAAAGGACUCAAGGAUUAUCAGAAAAGUUUAAACGAUCUCAAUAAAGUUCUUCUGCUGGAUUCAAGUAUUAUUGAGGCAAAGAUGGAACUGGAAGAGGUAACCAGACUCCUUAAGGAUAAUGCAUCAUUCAACAAAGAAAAAGAGAGAAGGAAAAUUGAAAUUCAAGAGGUGAACGAAGGCCAUGAAGAAGAGCCUGAAAGGACCUCUGAGGAGGUGUCCAGUGACUGCUUUGCCACCAGGAAGGAGGACACAACCAAUGGGGCACCAGCAUACGGUGAAACACUCCCGAUCGCCAGGCCUACCAAUGCCUAUGAAUUUGGUCAGGUUAUAAAUGCCAUCAGCACGAGGAACGAUAAAGAGGCCUGUGCGCACCUUUUAGCCGUCACUGAACCGAAAGAUUUGCCAGUGUUGUUGAGUAACAAACUUGAAGGGGAUACAUUCCUCCUCCUCAUUCAGUCUCUGAAAAAUAAUCUUAUUGGGAAAGAUCCUUCUUUGGUGUAUCAGCAUCUUUUCUAUCUAAGUAAAGCAGAAAGGUUCAAGAUGAUGUUGACACUAAUUAGCAAGGGCCAAAAGGAGCAAAUUGAACAGCUCUUUGAUGACCUCUCAGACACACCAAACAAACAUUAUACUUUAGAAGAUGUACAGGCCCUAAGAAGGAAGAACAAGACGUAGCAAAGUAUGUUCACGUUUGGAAUGUGUUUUACUCUCUCAGCCAGUUGCCACCACUUAGACCACAAGGACCCCCAAAAACCGACGCAGAAGUCCUGCCUCUCAGGUCUCCACACAAGGGAUCUGUCUCCAGAAUGUAUUGAAUUUCUUCAAGUUCAUAGGUUUUGAUGCCUUUUGCCACACAUCAAAGUAAAGAGAUGGUUGAAAGUUAAUCGAUGGUACAAAGAUCAAUGAAAAACAAGCAGGAGAUAAGAGCAUAAGAGACUCUCACAGCUGUCUCUUCUCUUUUUCUCUGGGGAACUACUUUAGAGCAUAAACCUGGAAUUAAAUCCUAACUCUGAUACUCAGGAGUAAUGAGCUCAUAUAAAACUCUGUAUAAUCUCAAGGAUUUUAGGUUCCUCAUCUGCAAAAUGAGGAGGGAUAUCUUCCUACCGUUCAGGGUUGUAGUAUGAUGUAGUUUAUGUAAAAUACCUGGCGGUACUUAGUACUUUUAUCUUUCCUUCCAUGUUUACAAUUGCUCUCUUCCCAUAUGUAUAUCUCAUUAUGUUGCUAGAAAAAGAGAGCUCUUUUCAAGUAUUAUGGACACAAUGUUACAUUAAAAAAAGUAUUAUGGACACGUUCAUUAUUCACUUACUGGGUAAUAGAUAUACAUUAAGACCCCUCCAAUAGAAACACUACAACCAGAGAAUACUAGCCUUGGAUAUCUGUUACCAUCUCCUGGGAAUUAGUCAUGACAAAGUCAAGAAAUUACUCCACAGGUUGAGCAGCAGAGAAUCUAACAACAUGCAUCUUUCUUUUCCAACCUGUCACUGUUUUGAGGUAUGUCAACACAAACAGUUGCAUAUUCAGAGUCUGGCAUAGGCUGGUGGGUGCUUAGUAAAUGUUCAAUAAAUGAAUCUAGAGGACACUGCCCUAAAAAGGUGCUCUGGUUAACAAAAUUCAGAUUAGAGAAGUUCCUAUUAUUGACAAAUGUAUAAUGCUCUUCUAAAUAUUUCUCAGUGGUUCUUAGAAUAUUUGCUCAGAAUUGCUUGAGAAUCUUGAGUCCAAGGGGCUGGGAACUUAACUUUUAAAAUAUCUCUUCUAAUUCUUAGGCAAGUUGGAAUAUACAACCCAAUAUGCCAGAAGGCAAGUUGUGCAAUUACUAAUACCUGAGUUGCACAAACAUUGUAAGUGAACUAAACUACUCAAGACCCUCUGAAUAAAGUAUUGUGGAGGAUAAGUAAAAAGGACAGUUUCUGAUUUUAAUGAACUUAUGACUAAUUUGGAAGAAACAAAACCAAGUUCCAGAAGCUCUAGUAGGGGAAACAAAAGCAUCAACGCAAUGUUUGAGUGUCAAAGUUAUUACAAGGGCCAAGAGGAAUAAAUAAGAACAUUUUCAGGAGAAAGCAAAGUCUAAGCCAGGUUUUUGAACAGACUUGGGUGGAUAAGAAAGAGCUCAGUAUGAUUAAAUUACUUUUCUGCGGAAUUUUCAAUAUCAGAAAGCAAUACAAACCUAGUAAUAAUAACUCUGCUGCUGGAAGCUUCAUUGUGUAGCAGGCAGAAGCCAGACAGGAAACUCAGGAACCAAACUGACUUGGUUUUCUUUUUUUCCUUAGGGUUUAAAUAGUGACCUGUCAAAUCCAAAAACUGCUAAAAAUUGAACCUUACUGGCUACCUUACAUUUGAUCUCUUCUAUGUCAGCUUCUUACCUGAAAACAGGACCAAAUAUUUACUAUAAUUAAUCAGUGGGUUGGGAGGAACAAUUUUAAUCCUAAUUCAUAUGUGUGUGAAGACAAGGGCAAAGAUUCAACUAGAAUGGUUAUAAUAAAACAGACAAAAAAAAAAAAAAAAAAAAAA
Molecule: messenger RNA, 4848 nt
Organism: Felis catus (domestic cat)
Lineage: Eukaryota; Metazoa; Chordata; Mammalia; Carnivora; Felidae
Gene: SPAG1
Product: sperm associated antigen 1
Exons: 20
Coding region: 157-3015 (952 amino acids)
Biological process (GO): axonemal dynein complex assembly
Cellular component (GO): cytosol
Molecular function (GO): protein binding
Source: RefSeq, a predicted model, not a curated record